Molecule: messenger RNA, 780 nt
Organism: Nanorana parkeri
Lineage: Eukaryota; Metazoa; Chordata; Amphibia; Anura; Dicroglossidae
Product: nicotinamide N-methyltransferase-like
Exons: 3
Coding region: 1-780 (259 amino acids)
Cellular component (GO): cytosol
Molecular function (GO): N-methyltransferase activity
Source: RefSeq, a predicted model, not a curated record
AUGUCCAGCUCAAGAAAACUCCACCAUAUCCACAGCUUUCACCCGAAAAUAUUUCUGGACACUUACUUUUCUGGGAAACCCGAAAUGGUGUUCACAGGAGAAGUUCUAAAAUUUCCAGCACAGAAAAUAGACAAUGUGCUCCGCUCAGAACUCGAGGAAGGAGCAUGUGUAAUUGACGCCAGCAUCAGCGCAACACUUCACCAUCUCUUCCUAGUCAGCUACCUUUUCAAAGAAAUCACUCUGCUGCGGGUAUCUGAGAGGUGCAUCAUGGAGCUGAGAAAAUGGCUGGACAGCCAUAGCGAGGCUUUUGAUUGGUCGCACAUCUCGACAGGCAUGGCGGAUCUGCAGGGACAACGCGAUGAUUGGCAAGAGAAAGAAAUGCAGCUGAGGUCGGCCAUUAAAGAGAUUUUGAAGUUUGACAUCACAAAGGAAAAUCCGACAGAUCCGAUAGUGUUACCGCAAGCCGACUGUGUGAUCACGAUGUGGAUUCUGGAUUCCACCAGCACCAAUGAAGAUGAAUACAUGACAACCCUGAGGAAAAUGAUGAAGUUUGUGAAGCCCGGAGGACUCCUGCUAGUGAUCGCCACUGUAAAUGGGACAUAUUAUAAAGUGGGGGAGGACACCAUGCAUGUCUUCCAACAUGAUGAGAAUUUUGUGAAAAACGCUGUCACCAAAGAAGGGUUCACUGUCACUCACUGCGAGGUGUUAGCUAGAACUUCAAAGAGCGAUCUCGCUGAUUAUAAGGGAAUGUCGUUUGUAGCAGCACGCAAAGUCCGGUAG